Acanthosepion pharaonis is the source of this 702-nucleotide messenger RNA. The record is from the annotation of a GenBank genome assembly. NCBI's taxonomy places the organism in Eukaryota, Metazoa, Mollusca, Cephalopoda, Sepiida, Sepiidae.
AUGCCUUUCAUUGCCCUCUAUCCAAUUUCAGUCAUUUCCCUUAGCUUUGUUCAUUUCCAUUUUCUUUCUGUACUUUAUUAUUUACUUUUUCUUUCAUUUUUCUAUACUUUUUCUAUUUCAUUCAUUUUUUUUUUCUAUCCCUUUGUCCUACAUAUAUCUUUCAUUCUUCUUCUUUCAAUUCACAGCCUUUUAUUUUGUUACUGCUCCCUAUUUUAUCACUUUCACUACAGCUCUCUAUUCCCUUUAUUCCAUUCUCUACCUCCUUCACUACAGCUCUCUAUUCUACCACUUUUGCUACCGAUCUCUAUUCUACCUAUUUUGCUAUUGACCCCUAUUCUACCUCUCUCACUACCGCUCCCUAUUCUACCUCUCUUGCUACUGCUCUAUAUUCUCCAUCUCUCAUUAACAAUCUCUUUUCUACCUCUCACUACUGUUCCCUAUUCUACCUCUCUCUAUUACGAUCUCGAUUCUAGCAAUCUCUCUCACCACCAUUCUCUAUUGUCCCAUUCUUGCUACCACUAUCUUACCUCUUUUGCUACCUCUUUCAUUACUGCUCUCAAUUCUCCUUCUCUUUCUACUGCUCUCUAUUCUACCUCUUUCAUUACUGCUCUCUAUUCUACCUCUUUCAUUACUGCUUUCUAUUCUAUUUCUCUCGUUACUAUUCUCUAUUCUAUCUCUUAUUUUUGUCUUCAUUAUUUGUAA